AAGCCGAAGAAGCUUUUAGGGGUAAUCGUCGGUAUCCUAAUGAUGGUGCUUUAUACUCUACACCUUGUUCACAAUGUAUUCAAAUUCCGCUCUUAGUUUUGUGUAUUCAACUUCUUUUCAGAGGAAUCUUGCAAUCUUAG
Racocetra persica is the source of this 140-nucleotide messenger RNA. The record is from the annotation of a GenBank genome assembly. Lineage: Eukaryota; Fungi; Glomeromycota; Glomeromycetes; Diversisporales; Gigasporaceae.